UGAUAUAGAAGACCCAACAGCUCCACAAAUCUAAUAUACAGCAGUCAUGCGUGCGAUAAAUUUCUUCUUCGUGGUGUCUUUAAUUUCCGUUAGUCAGCCCUCGAAUGCUGCGCCUCAGAUUGAUGCUUCAUCGCUCGAGUCUGGGGCAACAUAUUUGAACUUCACAGAUGCGGAGAUCAGUUCUCCAGUUACGGAUUUUAGCGCUAUGAAAACCCAGAACCGAACCUCAGAUGAGCAUCAAGAUGGAUCAGUUACUGAGAUUAGUUCUGGGUUUACUGAGUUGAGCACUCCUGGAAUAGAAUCCAAUUCUUCUUUUGAGAACACAACUGUUCUAAUAGUAGAGGGAGGUUCACCAGAAAUAGAAAAGGGACCAGCGGAACACACUGGACUUGCCGUGUCUCUCAACGAUACUGAUGAUGAGGCCAGGGUUAUGGUGGUCGUUAGCCUGGAGCACAUUGAAGCAGAGACGGACUCCCCGCUCCUCUGCUCGGCCUCCCCCCUCCCCGCCAUUGUGAGGGUCGGCGCCCCAGUGGCACUCACAGCCAGCCUCGCCGCCCUCCCCCGCCCCUGCAUGUGGCUUUUCUUGGCUGAAAACAACGCAACGGCCGUCCCGGAACUGAACGCUUCGUCCGCAGAUGCCAAUUCUGACCUUUACGCCGCAGAGGUGCGACAUGGAACCGAAGUUGAAAUGAAAAGAAAAGUAUCGAAGAAUUUGCGUCUUACUUGUGAAGAUUUAAUACUAGUAGGAAACUACGAAUGGGAAAGCGACAGCGAUGAUGGUGGAAGCAUUCAGAAGCGUGACGUGGAGAAAAAUGUCAACCAUGAUGAAGAUGAUGAAAAAUAUGAAAUUUCUACUGAAGUUAGUAAUAAGCAAAAUAAUGAUCAAGAGAGGAAUGAAAAUAUCGAAAAGAAUAACACUAAUAUUCAUGGAAAUAUCGAAAAACGAAGCCUAGGAGAAAAUGUACUUCCAAAUGACGUAACAACACAAGCUGUUACAGAGAGUAGCCAACAAGGAGAUGAAACGCACUCAGAGCGCAAGUGUGCGAAAGGCAAUCACAUGAUUGUGGGUGACACUAUGGAACGAUCUGAACGGGUUUGCGGCUUUGUGCAAGACUUCGAGUUCACAAGCCACACGGGCGCCCUGACAGUGAGGCUACGAGCCCGGGGCCCAGGCACCGACCUCGGAGACUUCGAGAUGGCUGGGUGUACGGUCAGCCUACUGGCUGACUAAAGCCUACAGCCCGGGGCCCAGGCACCGACCUCGGAGAUUUCGAGAUGGCUGGGUGUACGGUCAGUCUGCUGGCUGACUAAAGCCUACAGCCCGGGGCCCAGGCACCGACCUCGGAGAUUUCGUGAUGGCUGGGUGUACGGUCAGCCAACUGGCUGACUAAAGCCUACAGCCCGGAGCCCAGGCACCGACCUCGGAGACUUCGAGAUGGCUGGGUGUACGGUCAGUCUGCUGGAUGACUAAGGCCAUAGGCCUGUCCCCAGCCACUGGCCUCGGACAGUGAGAUGGUCGGGUUUAGACUAUUUAGCUUACUAAAGGUGCCAGCCAUAGGACCAGCCACUGGCCUCGGACACUGAGAUGGUCGGGUUUAGACUAUUUAGCUUACUAAAUGUGCCAGCCAUAGGACCAGCCACUGGCCUCGGACACUGAGAUGGUCGGGUUUAGACUAUUUUCAUCCAUUCCCCUACAUUCAUCUAGAACUUAUUUUAUUAUCAACGCUUUUAUUGUAUUUAUUUUACUAAAUAAAUCA
This is a messenger RNA of Hyalella azteca, 1757 nucleotides long. RefSeq lists its product as uncharacterized. NCBI's taxonomy places the organism in Eukaryota, Metazoa, Arthropoda, Malacostraca, Amphipoda, Hyalellidae. The coding region runs from base 47 to 1231 and encodes 394 amino acids. The transcript has 5 exons. The record is from RefSeq and is a predicted model, not a curated record.